CUUUCAGCUACUCUCUCCAUCUACGACACCCGCUUUCGCAAUCAUCCACGCAUCACUUUGGCUCUAAUGUGCUCCAGCUCGUCUGUCUCGACAGUGUCUUAUGUACCGUCGACCACCCGGACCGGAGAUCCUCUGCGCGCGACUGCAACUACACCGAAGACCAGGGAGCGCGGUGGCCAGUGCUGUCACUGUGGCUGGCGAGGCAGUCAUGACCCGUCUUGUUACUUUAACAAUCCAACAACAGCCGCUCGGAGUUGACCUUCCUCGAACUACUCGAGCAAGAUCAUCUGUUAAUCUACCUCCAACCCAUCAAAAAUCUCCAAAUGCCUCAGUCCAGAUUUCUAGAUCACGUAUAUCCUUGUAAAAUGUAAACACCAAUCGUUCGUAUUCAUAUGCUUGUAGUCUUUAUGUCUAAAACUGCUCGUGACUAUAUCGAAGCAAUGGUUUGAAUUAUUCAGUCGUAUAUGGGCAUGAUAUUCAAUACUGCAUGAUAGCUCAUCCAACCCUAGAAUGAAUUACUGCGCAGCUCGCUUUAUAACACGAACAAAAACA
Mycena citricolor is the source of this 552-nucleotide messenger RNA. The record is from the annotation of a GenBank genome assembly. NCBI's taxonomy places the organism in Eukaryota, Fungi, Basidiomycota, Agaricomycetes, Agaricales, Mycenaceae.